Botrytis fragariae is the source of this 240-nucleotide messenger RNA. RefSeq lists its product as uncharacterized. The coding region runs from base 1 to 240 and encodes 79 amino acids. The transcript has 2 exons. Lineage: Eukaryota; Fungi; Ascomycota; Leotiomycetes; Helotiales; Sclerotiniaceae. The record is from RefSeq and is a predicted model, not a curated record.
AUGAGAAUGGAAGAUAAUGGGAAAGGAAUCAGCUGGGUCUUUAGCUGUAGUAGAAUUCGGGGCAAUGGACUUGUGUCGCUCCAACAUGCAACACCCAAGGUAUUACAACUCCUUUCCACCGAGUCGCUAGCCUGCUAUGUGCGAAGCGAAUACACUCCGGCGGCUCCAAAUACCAAUUUUGAACUAAUUCACAUAACAUUUUUCGGGAUUCCCUCCCCUUUGCAAGGCAUAGCUUGCUAG